AACUGACGCCCGCUGAGAACCGACAAGCAAUCGAAGCGGCCUGUGACCUGCAUCUGCAUCCACGACCACAUCGUGGUCCAAUUUCCCAACCCGUGAAGCUCUAUCCGAGUCGGUUUGAUAGCCUUUCUGAUACGGUCACGGUCACUUUCCCUCGACAUACGUCCGGGUCCAACCAAGCUUCGCUUUCAAUCCAAGGAUCUGUCAACCCUCCACGCCCUCCCGCAACCGCCUUUCCCUAUCCCACUCAACCACCACAGCCAUGGGUUCAGACCCGCAAUACGCGAAAUGGCCCCUGCUGCCACUCGCUCAGCAAGUAUUUACCCUCACCAACUCAUACGCCUCCCGGACCUCGCAACAGGCGGCGGCCAAGCAGCUCCAAGAUGCCAUCUCCGAGCACAGGAUGGCGCCCUUCUACCGCUACCUAGCACACCCGAUAGAUGGCAUUCUCAAUGUGGUUGGAGAGGGCGGUGCGAACGUCCCGGGCAAGGCACCGAGUAGGAAGAACAGCGCUGCGGGAAUGAUCGCGACGAGGAGCGCAACCGCUAGCAUAAACCUGCCGUGGGACGAGGAGCUGUACCAGUCGCUGCAUGCCGACAACGAGCGUGAGCUAGAGGAGUACCAAAAGGAAGAGGAGGAGGCAGUUGAGAAAGCUGGCGACACGGAGAUUCAAGCUGCACGGGGCAAGAGGGCCGAGUUCUGGGCCAGAGUUGGUGACAAGGAGAAAGCCAUUGCCGCAUACGAAGACGUCUUCGAGAAGACCGGCGUCCUCGGCACCAAGAUCGACCUGGUGCUUGCAAUCAUCCGCAUGGGGCUCUUCUACGGAGACAAGCAUCUGGUCAAGAAGCACGUCGAGCGGGCUAAGACACUGGUCGAGAGCGGCGGUGACUGGGACCGGCGCAACCGAUUGAAGGCGUACGAAGGCUUGUACCUGCUCACCAUCCGCAGCUACAACCUCGCCGCGCCCCUGCUCCUCGACAGCCUGUCCACCUUCACCUCCUACGAGCUAUGCACCUACAGCAACCUGGUCAUCUACUCCGUGCUCGCGGGGUCCGUCUCGCUCAAGCGCGUGGACUUCAAGUCCAAGGUGGUGGAUGCCCCAGAAAUCCGAGCCAUCCUCGGGGACGGCGAGGAUAAGCUGCUCGCCCUGACAGGCGCAAUCUCCGCGGGUCCGGGUGCCGACGACGCCGAGAUGGAGGUGGACGCGAGCUCCGCCACGCCUGCCGGUUCCAAAGUCGCGGUCGUCAACCUGACAACGCUCGGCAGCGACCAGCCCGAGGCGGAGAUGGCGGUGGACUUUGGUCCGCUCGCCCAGCUGGUCAGCAGCCUCUACAACGGGCGGUACAAGCUGUUUUUCCAGGCGCUGGCGCUCGUCGAGGAGCAGUUUCUGACGCAGGACCGCUACCUCCACGAGCACAAGAACUGGUUCAUCCGCGAGAUGCGCCUGCGCGCGUACCAGCAGCUCCUGCAGAGUUACCGGGUUGUUGGGCUCGACAGCAUGGCGAACGAUUUCGGCGUGACGGUUGAUUUUCUGGACCGCGACCUCGCCAAGUUCAUCGCCGCCGGCCGCAUCCCCUGCACCAUUGACCGCGUGGCCGGCAACGGCGUCAUCGAGACCAACCGGCCGGAUGACAAGAACAAGCAGUACCAGGAUGUCGUGCGUCAGGGUGAUCAGCUGAUUACGAAGCUGCAAAAGUACGGGCAGGCGGUUCGGUUGAGAGGGAGUGAGAGGGCGUAGGCAGGAGUGGCUGUCGUAGCUUUAGAGGCCUGCCCGCUGCCACACGGGGUAUAAUAAACAUGAACAUCCGCAUGACGUGAAAUGCCCCAUAUUUCCGACGCACCAACAUCAGGGGAAGUGUGGCAUCCUGUGUAUGAUACCUAUAAACGCAAACAACUGGAGAAUGGGCCAUGGAAUGGUUACCUUGUGUAUUGCACAGGACGGACGCAGUCACAUGCACACG
Chaetomium strumarium is the source of this 1958-nucleotide messenger RNA. Its product is annotated as 26S proteasome subunit RPN7-domain-containing protein. The record is from RefSeq and is a predicted model, not a curated record. The transcript is spliced from 3 exons. Gene Ontology annotation, cellular component: proteasome regulatory particle. NCBI's taxonomy places the organism in Eukaryota, Fungi, Ascomycota, Sordariomycetes, Sordariales, Chaetomiaceae. Bases 260 to 1735 code for a protein of 491 amino acids. Gene Ontology annotation, biological process: proteasome-mediated ubiquitin-dependent protein catabolic process.